AUGAAUGGCAACGCAUGCGCCGCUCCUCCCCCCGUGGCGCUGGGCUGGCCGGCGGCGGCGGCAGUCGGUGCAGCCGUGCGGUGCGGUGCGGGCGAGGUGGCGCGGCCGUCCGUCCGUCCGUCCCGUCGCAUCCCUGCUGCUGCUGCCGUGCGGGGCUUUGUGCGCGGCUCGCCUGCUUUGCCCUGCGGCGGGGGUCGCCUGGGUCUCCGGGGGGGGGUCGGGGGGAGGGGGCGGCGGAGCAGCCAAGGAGCCGGAGAGCAAAGGAAGAAGGGGGGGGGGUCGGCGGAGGCGCAUAAAAGGCGUCCUCCCGGGCGGCUCCGCCAUCCACUCGCGGCGCAACAGCCGGCCGGACAGCAGCAGCAGCCGCCGGGUCCGCGGAGCGCGUGGGAGCGGAGCGGAGCGAGCCCCUGGCGCCGGGGGGUCCGGAGGCAUGCCCCCGCCACGCCGCCCGCCGCCGCCGGAGCUCGCCCUCGCCCUCCUGCUGGCGCUGCUCGGGCUCAGGAGCCAGGUACGUCGCCCUCCGACCACCCACCCACCCACCCACCCACCCCGGGCUUUGCGGGGCCGGCGUCCGGGAUGCUGCCGCGCGCCCCCUCCCCUCCGCAGCGCCCUUUCCCAGGCGGGCUGCCCCACCCAAGACUUGCCCCCUAA
Messenger RNA from Euleptes europaea (tarantolino), 651 nucleotides. Its product is annotated as proline-rich protein 2-like. Bases 1 to 651 code for a protein of 216 amino acids. The record is from RefSeq and is a predicted model, not a curated record. The transcript has a single exon. Lineage: Eukaryota; Metazoa; Chordata; Lepidosauria; Squamata; Sphaerodactylidae.